AUCCUGCUGACUCGUUCAAAAAAUAGAGCUGGAGAAAUGUUUUAUCACCGUUAGAUAAGAGCUCAACUUCUUGCAGUGUUCUAAAUGCCAGACUCAUUUCCUCUAAAACAUGAAGUGUGUCGUGUUCUUUUGCUGCUUAGCAGUAGCAACAGCUUUUGCGCUGCGACCGCUUUUAACUGCUUUGUUGGAAAAAGAGGUGAGUUUUGUAAUGAACAGAACAAUGAUUGAACUAUUAGAAAAACGCCUCCUUAAAGGUAUUCCCAGUAAGAGGACUGCUGAAUAUAAGAACCUACCCGAAAAAGUAUACCAGUGGAAGUAUGUGCUGGAUCGGGAAAACAAAACAUUUCCAAUUGUGACAUCAGACGACUUUAGAAUAAUAUUAGAAAGUCUUAAGAAUCGAACAACGUUUCCUAAAACAUUUUUGGACUUUGGAACAUGUAUGAGAGAAAUAUAUCAAGAAUUAUGUGAAGACAUGCAGAGUCGCAUGUUUGCGCUCUUCAGGGGCUUGCCGUAUGAUUUCUCUGUUCCAGUGAAAAAAUCCUGCUCACCAGUAGUGAGCAUAAUUGAUGAUAUUUUCGCCAUAGAAAAUGUGCAAUUGUUUAAACGUAAAGUUUCUGUAUAAUAUAGCUUUUUUGGGUAAAUUAAUACAAAAAAUUGAGUAACAUAUCUAAAUACUAACAUUGACAUUUAUUACUUUAUUUUCAUUGGUUAACUGUAAGUAAACCUAUAAUUCUCAACCUUUGUGAAAGUCUAUACUUUGUUACGGUUGCGAAAUUGUCAGUCCAAAUAAAACCAUAUUAAUACUACUA
Molecule: messenger RNA, 809 nt
Organism: Bemisia tabaci
Lineage: Eukaryota; Metazoa; Arthropoda; Insecta; Hemiptera; Aleyrodidae
Source: RefSeq, a predicted model, not a curated record